Sebastes umbrosus (honeycomb rockfish) is the source of this 459-nucleotide messenger RNA. RefSeq names its product protein S100-P-like. Gene Ontology annotation, cellular component: extracellular exosome; cytoplasm. NCBI's taxonomy places the organism in Eukaryota, Metazoa, Chordata, Actinopteri, Perciformes, Sebastidae. The transcript is spliced from 2 exons. The record is from RefSeq and is a predicted model, not a curated record. Gene Ontology annotation, molecular function: transition metal ion binding; calcium ion binding. Bases 93 to 368 code for a protein of 91 amino acids. Gene Ontology annotation, biological process: endothelial cell migration.
CCUCCAGUCCCGACACAUCUACUCCUCUGUCGAUCGCUGUUGGUCCUCCAUUUUUCCUCUUUACCGUAUCAACCAGCUCUUAAACAGCAACCAUGACGCAGCUAGAGACAGCCAUGGCCAUCCUGAUGAAGACCUUUGAUACCUACGCUGCUGGCGAGGGCAAGAAGGACACCCUAAGCAAAGCUGAGGCGAAGACUUUGCUGGAGAAGGAGUUGCCUGCACUGCUCAAGGGAGCAAAGAACCAAGGCGAGGUGGACAAGCUGCUGAAAGGUCUGGACUUUAACGGAGACUCUGAGGUCGACUUCAGUGAAUUCGUGGUGCUGGUAGCGGCUCUCACCUGCGCUUGUCACAACCGUUGUUCCAAGUGAGCAGGGCGACCGCACCCUCGGGUGGGGCUACAUGCAAUCCCUGUAAUGACUUUAUCCUGUAACAACUGAAUAAAAUGAUUAUUUACCUGUG